Messenger RNA from Boeremia exigua, 3538 nucleotides. RefSeq lists its product as uncharacterized. Gene Ontology annotation, molecular function: protein binding; metal ion transmembrane transporter activity. Gene Ontology annotation, cellular component: membrane. NCBI's taxonomy places the organism in Eukaryota, Fungi, Ascomycota, Dothideomycetes, Pleosporales, Didymellaceae. The record is from RefSeq and is a predicted model, not a curated record. The transcript has 8 exons. Gene Ontology annotation, biological process: metal ion transport; transmembrane transport. Bases 379 to 3438 code for a protein of 1019 amino acids.
UACCAAUCAUACCUAGGGUGGUCUGCAUCAUGCACACAAGGCUGAUCAGAUAGAUGGUCAGUGCGUUUUACCCCACCUGUCCUUCCUUGAUGACUUGACCAGGCUGAAUGUCUCACGAGCGAACAUGGAUCCAUACUCCUUCACUUUCGUUGCGGUACGAUACGUUUCUUGAGUAUUCGACUCCUUCACCCUGUCCAUCCAGGGUCUUUUCCGUAGCCCGAAAGCUAGACUCGAGUCCCAUGCGUUUAGCGCAAGUGCUUUGACAUAGCGCCUGCCCAGUCGAGUCAGCAUCGCUCUUGAUCCGUCUAUGCGGAUUGCCUUUCUGGCUGUCCUGAACACAGGUGCUCAAGUACAGUGUUGCAACAUCUCACUGCCAGUAUGAACGAAGCUACUGGCAUCAAAGCUCUUAAAUGGCUCAGCCAAGAGAACUAUGCUACCAGACACGCUGAAGUCAAGUCGCAACGAUUGCCUGCCAUUGCGAAGAUGUCAGAAUGGAUUAUGAACUCAGCUCAGUUCCAGACAUGGUUGGCCGAUGAGCAACAGGUACUGCUGUGUUUGGGAGCACCAGGCACGGGAAAGACGGGUAUCACUUCUAUGGUCAUAGACAAGCUGUUUGAAGAACAUGGUCGUGACUCUAGUAUUGGGAUUGCAUUCCUCUAUCCUCGGACCGGAAGAAAGAAUCGAGACCCUCAGCAGCUGCUGCGAAGUGUGUUGCUGCAACUUGGACAGCGCAUGCCAUCAGUUCCAUCCGUAUUGGUAGACCUCUACCGCCGUUCUAGUACCAACGCAUCUCCACCAACAGUUCAGACCCUACUAGGUGUCAUGUCAGGAUUAGUCGCCAACUGGUCAAGGGUUUACUUGGUAAUCGAUGCCUUGGAGCAACUGUUCAGUACCGAUGUACGCAGCUUAUUGUCGGGACUACUCGGACUACAGGAAACCCUUCCGAUCAGUAUAUUCGCUGCAUCCGAUUCUCGGUCAGACAUCAUCGAGCAAUUCAGGCAAUGCCCGACCAUAGACAUCGGUGUCGACACGAAGCAGGACGUGCAAACGUACAUUGCUUAUAGAAUAUCAAAUUUCCCCAGCUCAUUACGAGAUUUUUCUGACCUCAUUGAAAAGGAUGUGAUGAGGGAAUCAGAAGGAUCGUUCCUUCUCGCCAAUCUACUACUAGAUCGUCUCGCCACUUCAUCAAAUUAUAAGCGUGCACGUAAGAUCUCAACGCAGUUUUCAGUGUCGUUGAAUGACCUGUAUGAGAAGAAGAUGAAAAAUAUUGAACAAAAGCCGGAUGAGGAACAGGGUCUCGCGAUAAUGGCUUUCGCAUGGCUCCUACGUGCACAGAGACCCUUGAAAAGAAUGGAGCUUCAGACUGCACUUUCAAUAAAAGUUGGCUCGUCUGAAAUGAAAGACGGUGACUUUCCAGAUGAUAUAGAGAUUCAAACAAUAUGUGAAGGCCUUGUUGUCUUCACGGACAAGUCCGACACAUGGUCUUUGAUUCACUCCUCGGCCGCUCAAUAUCUGCAGAAAGCUCUAGAUACAUGGUAUCCUGAAUCCAAAACUAUAGUAGUUGAAGGAUGUCUGACUUAUCUGGCCCUCCACACGUUUGGCGAAAGUUAUUGCACGUCAGAUCAAGAGUUCGAGCUGAGGCUGCAGCAAAAUCCUCUUUACGAAUAUGCUGCAAAGUACUGGCCGAACCACUUUCGAGACUGCCAGGAUCUACCAGAGGGAAUACUUCGUUCAUUUCUGCUCAACCAAACCAAGGUAGCAUCUGCAAGUCAAGCAAUGAGCUUACUGGAGACCGAGUUCCGACAACCGGGGUAUAGCCAGGAUUUUGACCAUAAACAGACUGGCCUUCACCUUGCAUCACAUCUCGGAUUGGAACGUAUUGUAGAGUUCUUGUUGAAACAAGGACAAGACCAAGCAUUGAGGGACUCACAGGGACGAACCCCUUUGUGGCGCGCAACGGAGGCUAACCGCAACAUGAUCAUGAUCAUACAUAGUCGUACAGACCGAACAACCUUCACACUGAUGCUGGAUAGGAAGGAGAGUCCACUCGCCUACUCACUGUUGAGAGUCGCAGGUCAAGGUGUUAGAGAUGUGCGAUCAAGAAACGCUUUCCACAUCGGCGUCGUGCGUCAAGACUCAGACUUGAUACAGCACGCCGUUACUUGUGGUGUAGAUAUCGAUGAAAGAGAUAUAAAUGGAUACUCAGCACUCCAACUAGCUAUGCAGAUCCAAUGGACGUCGGGUAUAGACCUACUGCUCCAAAAUUUAGCCAAAACAGAAGGCAUCACUGCGUCGAGCUGGCUAAAAUGUCACGGAAGACCACUAUCAGAUACUGUUGAACUAUGGAAAGAUAGUCCGGGAUGUACGAAAUUCAUUUCCUCGACUACACAGGAGUCCAGUCGUAAUGGGCUGCCCACGCGUAACAAGAGGCGCCUUCGUGUAUUCUCUGGGAUUGCUGCCUGGCCAAUGGACGUUAGCAUCAAUCCGAAAAGUAGUCAGAAUGGUGCAAUCUCGUGGUUGAGACGCGAACUCGCCAACACAUCACUGAAUGAUGAUUAUCUCCAACAUUAUUCGGUCGUUGCGCCAAUGCCAGUGCAGGGGGAUCUUGGCAAUGAUAGAACCUUCAGCUACCGUUUUAAAGAUAUCAGAAUUGGCUGGACCACGGCGUCCUUUCCAGACUCCAGCGGUGGAGACCAUCUAGUAGCAGUUGAUUAUCUCAGUACGAUUCAAAUUGGAUCGGUACCAGAGAGCGAAGCGGCGUUGUUCAAGAUGUUGAUCCAUACUCUUAUGGAAGGAUGGACAGACCUUUGCAAUCGUAUUGAUGGUCAUUUGAUCGACUGUCGACCUGACGUCCUUGCUGCGAACGGGAGUGAUCCAAAGCUCAUCCGUCGUCUGCUGGAAGAUGCAAACACCUGGUUUAAGCUCCGUGACAUACUUCAAAGACAAAUCAAGACACUCAGAGGGUUCUGGGACGGGAACCUUCAAGAUUUUGGGAGCAUCGCUGUCACUACUGAAGCCUUCGCGCGCGAUGUCAGCUUACAAAUCGACAGAUUCGAUUCCAUUUCGGCUUCUCUGGUCCAGAUUGACUUCAACCUUACUUCUAUCAGAGAGGUACAAAUGUCGACAUCGCUGAAUCGUAGCAUGAAGCGUCUCAGCUGGAUCACAUUCGUAUUCCUACCGCUUGUAUUUGUCUCUGGCCUCUUUGGCAUGAAUGUCGACAUUCUCGAAUCGAAUCCGUCGUGGAAAUGGUGCCUAGUUUUCAUGGCUGGAACGUUGAGCCUCACAAUGAUGGUAUGGAUCGUCUUCAAAAGAUUCCCAGAUUUGGAAGACAAGUUGGAGGACAGUUUUGGCUGGUUGGCUAGGCCAUCUGUUCGCAAACAACCCCUCAAUGAUCCGGAAAAAGGAUUGGUAUCAGGCAAUGAGAAAAAGUUCGUUUGAUUGCAAGGUCGGGAGUUAAUCUCUUUCAGUACAUCACAGUAGCGGUUUCGCUGCUCGUUUUUAUAUAUUUUUUCAUAGUCAUAUUAGUCAUUCUUAGUUG